AUGGGUAUAGACCUGACCAAUGGCGCGCCUCCUUACAGCCGCGCUCCCUGCGCGCUGGGGCCAAUCAGCGGAAGCGUAGCUGCGUGCGUGCGUUGCUCUCGGAGACGGCGGGGGACGCGCAGCGGGCAGCAGGAGCCACACCAGCACCAGCUCGACCCCGUGAGAGAGGCCGUGGAGGAGAUGGUGAAGCUGAGGUCCAAGUGUCUGCUUCUGGGAGACGCUGCGGUGGGGAAGAGCACUCUCUGCCAAAUGUUCAGCAGUGAUGGCGUCCACUUCCAGAGGAGCUACACCAUGACGGCCGGGGUGGAGCUGUUCACCAAAUGCGUCUCAAUCGCUGACAGCGGACACAGCGUGGAGCUGUACCUGCUGGACUGUCCAGGGAAGGAGCUGCUGGCCGAGGCCUGUGACCACAUGUGGGGGGCGCCCUGGCUGCUGUGCCUGGUGUUCGACCUGAGCAAUGAGCAGUCCUUCCUCAGCUGCGACCGAUGGAUGGAGAGGAUCAAGGCCCACAGUUUGGGAAACACUGUGUCCGGGGUCCUGGUGGGGAACAAGAGUGACCUGUCUGAGCGCAGGGUGGUGCCUCUGGAGCAGGCCCAGGACUGGGCCCAAACACACACUCUGGCCUACCACGAGACCUCUGCGAAGGAGCUGGACACCUGCUCCGCCCCUCUGCUCAGCCUGGCUCAGACCUACCUGUCCCUGUACGAGCAGAGCUGUGAGACCAGCCGCAGUCUGCUCACAUAG
Messenger RNA from Knipowitschia caucasica, 744 nucleotides. Lineage: Eukaryota; Metazoa; Chordata; Actinopteri; Gobiiformes; Gobiidae. The record is from the annotation of a GenBank genome assembly.